Mirounga angustirostris (Northern elephant seal) is the source of this 4228-nucleotide messenger RNA. It is a transcript of the gene WNT9A, whose product is annotated as Wnt family member 9A. Gene Ontology annotation, molecular function: cytokine activity; frizzled binding. Lineage: Eukaryota; Metazoa; Chordata; Mammalia; Carnivora; Phocidae. The transcript is spliced from 4 exons. The record is from RefSeq and is a predicted model, not a curated record. The coding region runs from base 71 to 1168 and encodes 365 amino acids. Gene Ontology annotation, cellular component: extracellular region. Gene Ontology annotation, biological process: neuron differentiation; canonical Wnt signaling pathway; multicellular organism development.
GAGGGCAGCGGCCGCGGGGCGCCCUGCGCGGGGCCGGGAGCGCGAUGGUCAGCCGCCGAGGCGCGGCAAGAUGCUGGAUGGGCCCCUGCUGGCGCGCUGGCUGGCCGCGGCCUUCGCGCUGACGCUGCUGCUCGCCGCGCUGCGCCCCUCGGCCGCCUACUUCGGGCUGACGGGCAGCGAGCCCCUGACCAUCCUCCCGCUAACCCUGGAGCCAGAGGCCGCCGCCCAGGCACACUACAAGGCCUGCGACCGGCUGAAGCUGGAGCGCAAGCAGAGACGCAUGUGCCGCAGAGACCCAGGCGUGGCCGAGACGCUGGUGGAGGCGGUCAGCAUGAGCGCGCUGGAGUGCCAGUACCAGUUCCGGUUCGAGCGCUGGAACUGCACUUUGGAGGGCCGUUACCGGGCCAGCCUACUCAAGCGAGGCUUCAAGGAGACCGCCUUCCUCUAUGCCAUCUCCUCAGCCGGCCUGACGCACGCGCUGGCCAAGGCGUGCAGCGCGGGCCGCAUGGAGCGCUGCACGUGCGACGAGGCCCCCGACCUGGAGAACCGCGAGGCCUGGCAGUGGGGUGGCUGCGGGGACAACCUCAAGUACAGCAGCAAGUUCGUCAAGGAGUUCCUGGGCCGGCGGUCGAGCAAAGAUCUGCGAGCCCGCGUGGACUUCCACAACAACCUCGUGGGUGUGAAGGUAAUCAAGGCCGGGGUGGAGACCACGUGCAAGUGCCACGGUGUGUCGGGCUCCUGCACGGUGCGGACAUGCUGGCGACAGCUGGCGCCCUUCCAUGAGGUGGGCAAACGCCUGAAACACAAGUACGAGACGGCCCUCAAGGUGGGCAGCACCACCAACGAGGCCACCGGUGAGGCCGGUGCCAUCUCCCCGCCUCGGGGCCGGGCGGCUGGGCCGGGCGGCAGCGACCCACUGCCCCGCACGCCGGAUCUCGUGCACCUGGAUGACUCGCCCAGCUUCUGCCUGGCCAGCCGCUUCUCCCCGGGCACCGCCGGCCGCAGGUGCCACCGGGAGAAGAACUGCGAGAGCAUCUGCUGUGGGCGUGGCCACAACACGCAGAGUCGGGUGGUGACGCGGCCCUGCCAGUGCCAGGUUCGCUGGUGCUGCUACGUGGAGUGCAGGCAGUGCACACAGCGCGAGGAGGUCUACACCUGCAAGGGCUGAGCUGCCCGGCCCCGCCCCCUGCUGCGGGGGCGAGGCGGUGCGUGCAGCGCGGGGGGGUCUACACCUGCCGGGGCUGAGCCCCCGGCCCCGCCCCCUGCUGCGGGGGCGAGGCGGUGCGUGCAGCGCGAGGGGUCCGCCCCCUGCUGCGGGGGCGAGGCGGUGCGCGCCUCGCGAGGGGUCUACACCUGCAGGGGCUGAGGCUCCGGGCUGCGGCCCCCCGCACACUUGGCACGUGGCGGCGGGAGCCCGGAGACUGGCCGGCCUGGCUGUCUCUGCCCCUUCGUCCCCCCUUGCAAAGACCCAGAGGCGGGAGGUGGCCCUGGUCUGGCCCCUGCGUCCCCUCUGCCCGCCCCCACCCCCAUGACCUGAGAGCGUUGUACGAUGCUUUCCAAGCUCUGUCCGUCCCUAAGAGGCCAGUUCCUGCAGAGCAGCGCCCCUCCCUGCUCUGGGCUCCCGCCGAGAAGCAGAAGGUUCACCUUUGUGACCCCACAGGGCCCCUGUGCGGCCGCCUGUGGGCUGUCCUGCUCCAGCACCGGCUUAGAGAGUCAAACCACUAGGAGAGGGACAGCCCGGCCGCCCGGGUGUGCGGGUUACUGCCGUCCCCUCUGACAAGGAGCACUUCUCUCGGGAGUGAUAGCGGUGACUUUUAAGUUAUUUUUAUUUAACUAAUAUAUAAUUAUUAUUUGUCCGUCCCUGCCCUGUCUCGGGCUGUGGCUCCCCUACUCUGGGUGGAGCCCGGUCUGGAAGGCCCCUGUCCUCCCUCCCCUCCACGUCCCCUCCACGUCCCCUCCUAACCUCUGCCUGAUCUGCUUUGUCGUUUGAAACCACUGAAUCAAGAGGGACGUUGCUGUUGUUGUGUCUAAAGUAGAAAGCAGGUUGUGUCUGGCCACUGCCCUCAGGGCUUCUGGAAGCCCGGUCCCUGUAGCCCAGGCCAGGUGCCCCCGGUGAGACUGUCCUGGGAGGCGGGUGGACCGCACUCCAGGCCCGUCUGUGUAGGUUUGGAGACCACGGUCGCCAAGGGUGGCCUGCCCUCCCCCCGGGCGUUGGUAUGGCGGAGGGGCAAGGCCAGCCCCUUGGAGGGGUCCUUUCACAUAGCUUGCUUUGUGUUACUGUGGGAGGAGGCAGAGCUGAGGACGGAGGUGGACGGUGAGAAUCUGGGGCUAGGGUUUGGCAACCGUAGGCUGUUCCCCUUGGCCAUGCUGUUGUCUUUGCAGGGAAAAAAAAACCGGAUGGGCUACACUGACCUGGUUUGGUUUGAGUGUGUGUGUAUGCGUGUGUAUAUGUGCGUGAGCGCACACGUGCAUGUGUGCAGGAAUGCACCUGCGUGUGUGUGUGCAUGCGUGUGAGCACGUGUGCAUGAGUGUGCCUGUGAGUACAUGGGUGCAUGUGCUGUGUGCUGUAUGCACGUGUGUGUUUGUGUGUGCGAACGUGUGCAUGUGUGUGUAUAUGCGUGAGCGCACACGUGCAUGUGUGCAGGAAUGCACCUGCGUGUGUGUACAUGCGUGUGAGCAUGUGUGUGCAUGAGUGUGCCUGUGAGUACAUGGGUGCAUGUGCUGCGUGCUGUAUGCACGUGUGUGAGUGUGUGUGCGCGAACGUGUGCAUGCGUGUGUCUAUAUGCGUGAGCGCACACAUGCAUGUGUGCAGGAAUGCACCUGCGUUUGUGUGCAUGCGUGUGAGCACGUGUGUGCAUGAGUGUGCCUGUGAGUACAUGGGUGCAUGUGCUGCGUGCUGUAUGCACGUGUGUGUGUGUGCGCGAACGUGUGCAUGCGUGCGUAUAUGUGCGUGAGCACACACGUGCAUGUGUGCAGGAAUGCACCUGCGUGUGUGUGCAUGCGUGUGAGCACGUGUGUGCAUGAGUGUGCCUGUGAGUACAUGGGUGCAUGUGCUGCGUGCUGUAUGCACGUGUGUGAGUGUGUUUGUGUGUGCGAACGUGUGCAUGUGUGGCGCAUGCGUGUGUGUGGUGCGCAUGCAUGCCUGUGGGUGAGCAGGUGUCCCCGUGUGUCUGUGGGGUGUGCGCCGAUUCGCGCUGUCCUGGCAUGGCCAGUGGUCAGCUGGGGCAUGGCCUCCACCCAGGGCCCUUCCUCCGCACGAGGCUGUCCUUGCCAUGUUGGUGUGAGCAGCAGCCUUGGCUUCUAGGUCCUCCGGCCCGGGGCCUGUCCGGCUCGGCUGUGGCUGUGCUCUGGUGGGGCACAGGCGCUGGGUGGCAGUGCAGACACGGGAACUACUGAGUGAGGGGGUUCCUUGGGGUCCCGCGGGCUCCAGGAACCCUGGGGACUGUGUUUUUAGAAGAAAACCUAUUUAUGUCGAUGUGGGUCUCUUUGUCCCUCUGUUACAGUGUAAAUAGGACAGUCUACUCUGUGGUUCCAAGAACAUCCCCGAGAAUACUUAGUACUGACAGGGUGGGGGCGGGGCCAGAGCUGCUGGGGAGCUGCCACACCCCAGGACAAGACUGUAGCUCAGUCACUACUGGGUCUGCAAAGGCAGCCCGUCGGAGGAAGGGUCUUGUAAUCAGAUACCACAUUUAGCUCUGUGUCAUAAAUAUAAAGGAAAGUAUUUUCUGAAACAAGGCAGACUGAAAACGUCUGCUGGCUGGCUUGUUUAUAUAUAAGUAUAUAUCAGAAUAUCUUGCUAAGCAAAGAAGCAACUCCUCCUGACAGAGCCUCUCUUCUAGGCUGCUUCUCUUCCGUGCGGGGGAGAGCCUCUAGAAGAAACUGUGUUCUGUGGCAGGGCACAGAGCCCCCGGGGUCAGCCUUUCUGGGAAGGGGAGCCGGCCACAGGGAGGAGCCGCGCUGAGGGCCAGGCAGGUCCCGGCCACCUGCUCCCCACCAGCCACACAGACGUGGACUCCUGGCCUGGUUCGGCCAGGUCCGGGCGGGGCGGGAGGAGAGGGGCAUUCACACACGAGAACUCGUGUCUCUGUGCGGAGUCUCGUGCGAGCCUAUCAAUUUCUCUACCUCAUCUGUAUAGCGAGUAGGUGUGUACUCGAGUGACUUGGAGAAUGUAUUUAUUUAACGGCUUUGUGUAACAGAACAGAAACAAAAUGGACACUAAAUAAAUGUA